Messenger RNA from Ylistrum balloti, 2002 nucleotides. Its product is annotated as cytochrome P450 2B4-like. Gene Ontology annotation, molecular function: iron ion binding; oxidoreductase activity, acting on paired donors, with incorporation or reduction of molecular oxygen, reduced flavin or flavoprotein as one donor, and incorporation of one atom of oxygen; heme binding. Gene Ontology annotation, biological process: xenobiotic metabolic process. Gene Ontology annotation, cellular component: cytoplasm; intracellular membrane-bounded organelle. The transcript has 4 exons. The record is from RefSeq and is a predicted model, not a curated record. Bases 61 to 1551 code for a protein of 496 amino acids. NCBI's taxonomy places the organism in Eukaryota, Metazoa, Mollusca, Bivalvia, Pectinida, Pectinidae.
CAGAAAUUGUGAUUAACAGGGUGGUACAGACUUGGUACGUUUUUUUUUCUUACAUACGACAUGGAUUUCACUUUGCUUUUCAGCUUUAACGAGUUGACAGUGGCCAUUGCUGUGAUACUGUUGAUCCUGUUGGUCAGUAGGUCACUUCAAAGGCCGGCGAAUAUCCCACCUGGUCCAUCUGGUUACCCUAUCAUAGGGUGUAUGCCUCUCCUAAGAAAUGCGAACCCAUUGGAUGUGUUUCGAAAACUUCGAGCCCAAUAUGGCGACGUAUUUAGCUUGAAGAUUGGACAAAAACUCACCGUGGUAAUAAAUGGAUCUGAUGCAUUAAAAGAAGCUUUUGUCAAACGUGCAGAUGAAUUCUCUGACCGACCAGGCAGCUUUAUCUCAGAACGACUUUUUCAAAACAAGGGUAUUGGGGCAUCUUCCGGUGAAUAUUGGAAACAAACCAGGACAUAUUCAAUAUCGAUAUUACGCAAUUUAGGAUUUGGGAAAAGAUCGCUCGAAUCAAGAGUCCAAGAGGAGGUGACUGCUUACUUGGACAUUAUCGAGAAACAAGAUGGCCGACCUUACGAUGUGAAGGAGGUGACCGUACUGGCCAUAUCAAACAUCAUUUGUAGCAUUACGUUUGGAAACAGAUUUGAAUUCAGUGAUACUAAAUUCAAGCGAUUAACAUCUCUUUUCGCUGAGAACUUCCGGUUAAAUACAGUGGGAGGGGCCAUAAGAUCGUUUCCUGGAUUGCGACACCUUCCUGGAGAUAUGUUCAGCAUAAAAAAAAUGAUAAAAAAUGUAGAAGAUAUCAAAGCUUUUGUCGGUGAACAAAUACUUGAACAUAGAAACACAUUUGAAGAGGAGAAUGAACGCGAUUUCAUAGACGCGUUUCUGUCAGAGCAAAAGAAACAUGACAAAGAAGACCCUAUAUUUGACGAUAUGAAUUUAACAGCGAUCGUCAUCAACCUAUUUAUUGCUGGGACCGAUACAACUGCUACAAUGAUUCGAUGGGCCAUUGUUUACCUUAUUUAUAACAAAGACAUCCAGGACAAACUUCGACAGGAGAUAGAGACAGUUGUCGGGACGUCUAGACUACCGUCACUUGCCGACAAAUCUAGUAUGCCUUACUAUGAAGCGUUUAUAACAGAGGUAUUCCGGAUGGGCAACAUUGCUCCUCUUUCUGUGCCUCACGGAGCCAAGAAGGACAUCACAUUUCGCGGUAUGGUUAUCCCGAAAGGGUCAGUUAUAAUACCCAACCUUAACUCCGUUAUGGAAGACCCGGUCUUAUUUGAAAAUCCUGACAAAUUUCGACCAGAAAGGUUUUUGGGAGAUGAUGGGCAACUUAAUGGCAAGGAAAAGACAGUCAUGGCCUUUUCAUUAGGUCGGCGUGUCUGUCUUGGCGAGUCUCUGGCCAGAAUGGAGUUAUUUCUUUACAUGACGUCAUUAUUGCAAAGGUUCGAGAUCCUACCGGAAAGUCCAGACAAGUUUCCAUCCUUGGAAGCUAAUUUCGGACUCGGACGUGCGUGUAAGGACUACAAAUGUCGUGUUAUAAAGCUUAAAUGAAGGACUUUACACCAAUAUGAUAUAAUGUUUUAAUUAUUAUUUAAUUCAAGUUUUUACUGUGCAAUACUCCGAAGUUGUAAACAUUGACUAAUUGUUAUUUACCGGAGGACGAUCAUAAACAACAAUCUAACUGGGUAUCAUCCGGAAACGACAUUUAACGCACAUCCUGUGUUUUGUCUAUUACGUUCUUUUAUAACGCUACUGUUUAGCUAGCUAAUUUGAGUGUGACGUUUAAAUGACAACGGUCAUCUUCAUCAGGCAAAUGACCAGUGUGCUAAUAUGUUUCACACUGGUCAUUUGUCCACUGAAGGUGGCCGUACAGUCAUCGAAGCGUCACACUUUAAUUUUACAUUGGGAAUGUUAUCAGAAAUUCUUUUUGAAAACACCUACUGUGUAGCUGUGUGGUACUAACGCCAUUGGUUUAAAUUGAUUGCAUUUCAGACUUUUUUUG